GUGUUCACUGCGUCACCCGGGUCAAAGUGUCAUUACGCGUAAAACUCCGCCUUAAACAAACUUGCGCCGGUUCUCAUCGUAAACUCUCGGUUCUGCGCGAAGCUCGGGUGUGUUUCGGAGUGUUUUGUCAGCCGCUGUUCGAGGGGUCUCUAGAGGAAGCGCGCUGCGAGGAUGGAGAGCUCAGGUGACCCCAGCGGUGCUCCCCGGACGCCUCAUGUAGGGGGAGCCAGAGGGCUGCCGAUGGGUCGCCGGCUGCCUGCGUCCAUCUCUCCGGGACGCCUGCCCACAAUGCGCUCCAGAGACCUCACGUUAGGAGGAGUCAAAAAGAAAACCUUCACGCCCAAUAUUAUCGGUCGAAAAUCAAAAGAGGAAUUAAAAGCUGAUGAACGAACGAGACGGGAUAAGAAGGAUGUGGAUCGAGGUCGUCAGCGGGACGGCCGAGGGAGGGGCCGAGGUCGCCCGGAGGUCAUCCAGUCACAUUCUAUCUUUGAGCAGGGGCCUGCAGAGAUGAUGGCCAAGAGGAAAGGUGUAUACGAUGAUACCAGAGAAACGGCAAACAGCGGCCCUUCACCCAUCAUUAACAUCAAAAAGGAGAGAGAGACCGAAGAGGAGACCAAAGAAAUCCUGCGCAAACUUGAGAAGGACAACUUUCUGGAUGACCCACACCUGAGAGGAGAAAGAGGAAGCUGUCCAGUGCAGCUGCCCCUGGCUGUGUCAGGAUGGGUCUUCAAAGAGGAGUUCAGCGAGGAGACGCUCCAAUCAGAAAAGACCUCCUCAGAUCCUGAACCGAUGAGCACCGACAGCGCUGGAGCCGAAGUCAAGAUCAAGCAGGAGCCUUUGGAUAUUCCUGAAUCGAAGAAGGCGGAGCCUGUGUUCAGGCCGCCACCCUUGCCCAAACCUGAUUUGCUGCCUGAUUUACUGGAGGUGUGGAAUCACUGCAAAGAGGAGGAGCUUCUCUUCAUGCAACUUCCUGACUCUCUGCCAGGCCAGCCGCCCACCAGUGACGUCCGGCCCACCAAAACAGAGGUGCAGUCGAGCGACGGACAGGAAGUGAUGCAGAAGACCGAGACUCAGGAGGAGUCUCAAGAUGAGAACACCUGUAAUCUUAAGGAUCUCCAGGAGGGUUUGGUGGGCAAGAUGCUUGUGAGGAAGUCAGGCAAAGUGCAGCUUAUACUGGGUGACAUCACCCUGGACGUGGCCCUCGGGACCCCCUGCGCCUUCCUGCAGGAACUGGUCUCUGUUAAUACAGAGGGCAGGAGAGGAGACAUGUCUGUGCUGGGACACAUUAAACACAAGUUGGUUUGCUCACCAGACUUCCAGGCUCUUCUGGAAAACAGGGCUUGAGCAGCGGCUGCUAGAAACCCCAGUAAUUCACUUCAGUGCUGUAAAUCGAUUUGUGCGGAAAUGUUCCUGCGUACCGUCACAGAAGGAGAACUCGGAAUGAAAAAGAUGAAAUAUAUUUAUACUGUACGCUCAAAGAAAGUUAUUCAAAUUUAUGCAAUGUCUUUUCAACACGAGACACUAUUACACAUGUAAAUAUUGUGGGCUACAAUAAGUGACACAUCUAUUGUAGAAAUAUGGGUUUGAGUUGAACAUUAAGUUAAUAAAUGUGCCAAAAAAUGUG
Puntigrus tetrazona (Sumatra barb) is the source of this 1624-nucleotide messenger RNA. It is a transcript of the gene polr3d, whose product is annotated as polymerase (RNA) III (DNA directed) polypeptide D. The coding region runs from base 172 to 1344 and encodes 390 amino acids. The record is from RefSeq and is a predicted model, not a curated record. Gene Ontology annotation, molecular function: DNA binding. Gene Ontology annotation, biological process: transcription by RNA polymerase III. NCBI's taxonomy places the organism in Eukaryota, Metazoa, Chordata, Actinopteri, Cypriniformes, Cyprinidae. Gene Ontology annotation, cellular component: RNA polymerase III complex. The transcript has 9 exons.